This is a messenger RNA of Aricia agestis (brown argus), 1032 nucleotides long. RefSeq names its product phospholipase A1-like. The transcript has 4 exons. Lineage: Eukaryota; Metazoa; Arthropoda; Insecta; Lepidoptera; Lycaenidae. Gene Ontology annotation, biological process: lipid metabolic process. The coding region runs from base 1 to 1032 and encodes 343 amino acids. The record is from RefSeq and is a predicted model, not a curated record. Gene Ontology annotation, molecular function: lipase activity.
AUGGCAGUCGAAGUGUCAAAACCUUUGGAGGGGUAUCCCCAUGGAUUCCUAUCUGACUGUCCAGGUUCAACCAAAGAAGCUAUCCUGACCAAGAAGACCUUACAGAAGCUAUCCUUCAUAGUGUUCAAAUCCAAUGAGACCAUGCACCACGAUCGCUACGAUUACUUCCAAAUGGACCAACUGGCUAAAGACCCAGAGGUGGACUUUAGAAGGAAGACCAUGGUCUUCUGCGGAGGGUACCUGAGCAGCCCCUUUAUGCCUCUGGCUUCCAGCAUGGGCCAGGCUUAUAAGAAGCUGGGGUAUAACGUGUUCAUGCUGGACACUCUCUUCUUCACCCUGGACCAGUACCCUCGAGCAGCACGAGUGAUACGAGCAGUCGGCAAACAUACUGCGGAGAUGCUGAUCCGGCUGUCCAAGAGAGGUUUUAACCCGAAGAACUUGGAGCUGGUGGGCAUGAGCCUGGGCGGACAGACCAUCAGCUAUAUAGCCAAGCACUAUAGAUCUGUCACAGGGGUCAGCGUCGGCAAGAUGGUGGCGUUAGAACCAGCUGGACCCUGCUUCCGGAACCUCGGCCCUGAGCUCCGGCUGGACAAAUCUGACGGGGACUUCGUCAUCCAUAUAGCCACCAACAUUGACGGCUACGGCAUGGCUACCCCGGUCGGCCAUGUCAACUUCUACAUAAACGGCGGUGAAAACCAACCUGGUGACUUCUGGUGGAUCCUCUGCUCGGAGCUCUGUAGCCACACCAGAUCCUUCGACGUCUGGCAGUCGGCUCUGAUGCAUCCUGAUGAUUUCAUCGGGAUACAAUGUGAUAGCGUCCAGCAAGCGAGAAAUAGAGACUGCUUUGAUCGAGUGCCAAGGGUAACGAAUCUCAUGGGCCCCAAAACGGAUAGGAAUAAGGAAGGAGUGUUUUAUGUGUCUACUACUAACAAAGUGCCCUACUGCAUGGGUAAGAAGGGUUUAGAUCGGAAUAAUGAUUUCUUCAUCUCGGUAGCGUCGUCGUAUAAUAAUGUGGAUGAUUUGAAGAUUUAG